Molecule: messenger RNA, 1134 nt
Organism: Rhipicephalus microplus (southern cattle tick)
Lineage: Eukaryota; Metazoa; Arthropoda; Arachnida; Ixodida; Ixodidae
Product: glucose dehydrogenase [FAD, quinone]
Molecular function (GO): flavin adenine dinucleotide binding; oxidoreductase activity, acting on CH-OH group of donors
Source: RefSeq, a predicted model, not a curated record
UCAAGCACGAUGGAGGUGAUUCAGGACUUAAUCCUAGCAGUUCUGAAUACUGUUUCAGUCGUAGUGUUGUUAAUUUUACCAAACAAACCUGAAUUUGAUGCGGUAAAAUUAGAAAGGCAGUAUGACUAUAUCAUCGUUGGUGCAGGUUCUGCAGGAUGCGUUCUGGCCAACCGUCUCACGGCUGAUGGCACGAACAAAGUGCUGCUUCUAGAAGCCGGUGGACAGGAGGGUGCAGCCGUACAGGUCCCGUUUUUCUCGCCUCUUUUACAACGAACCAAAAUUGACUGGGACUACACGAGCGAACCACAGCAGGAAGCCAGCUUAUCUGCCGAUGAUCAGAUUAAUAGAUUCCCACGUGGCAAAGUAUUUGGUGGCUCGAGUUCAAUCAACCAUAUCAUCUAUGCUCGAGGGAACCGCAGGGAUUUCGAUAAUUGGGCGUCUUUGUAUGGCGCCGAGGGCUGGUCUUACAAAGACGUGCUUCCAGACUUCAUUCAGAUUGAAACAUCGUACCUAGGGAUCGACAAUGGUUACCAUGGAGACAGUGGAGAAGUGCCUGUUACUUUUCCCAGUUCACACACAAAGGCCAGUGACCUGUUUUUGGAGGCUGGUCGGGAACUUGGUUACAGCAACAACGACUAUAAUGGGCCAAACCAGACAAGUUUUUCCCGCGUACAAAAUAACGUAAAGAAUGGAGAGCGCUGGAGCUCAAGUAAAGCCUUCAUCACCAAUGACGUUCGCAGAAGGCGCAACUUGGACGUCGCACUUCACGCGCACGUGACGAAGGUUAUCUUCGAGGGAAUGACAGCUGCAGGCGUGGAGUACAGGCGAUACUUCAAAACACAUACUGUUCGAGCAAGAAAAGAAGUUAUACUUUGCGCUGGAGCGAUUGCUUCCGCACAGCUACUAAUGCUAUCCGGUAUCGGACCUCGGAAACAUCUGCAGUCCUUGGGGAUCAACGUCGUUGCGGAUCUUCCCGUAGGCGAGAAUCUCUACGAUCACGUCACCGUGAACGGGAUCGCAGCAUCGUCAGCGGAAAACAUCGAAAUUAACUAUUAUUUACCAUCUACCGUGCCAAAGUAUGCCCUUUCUAAACAGAAUGAAGCUGACUCUCUGCCUUUGGCUCCAUUUCAGUGA